AAAUUAAAUUGAUGGACCUGCAGAUGACCCUUUGACCAGUUGACCUGCAUAGUAAUUUAUUUUACAGGUAUUACAUGGAAAAUGUCAAUGACAGACCAAACAGAUCAUGACAAGCACAAUUACACUGUAAGUGGUCAAGUAACAUCCACCCAAGUAAAUAUGUGCAAUAAUCCAAAUAUAAUUGUACGACAACCUCCUGAUACAUAUAACACACCUUCAGGAUCAAAUGUAUCUACUUUGAAACAACUCACAGAGUCCCAUUACAUAACAACUGAAGAAUGUGUCGUCAAUUAUCCUAUGGUUAGACCCAGACGUGAAUUCCUUGACAUACUUAAACAAGUAGGAGCAUCAUGGGAAGUUUUAACAAGAAAAGAGGUCUGUAGUUUUCUAAAAGAUUACAUUGGUAGCAGACAGUUAUACAAUCCAAAUGACCCUAGUAUAGUGUUCUGUAAAAAAGAUCCUCUGGGAAAAGUAUUUGGAGUUGACAAAUUUACCUUUACAGAAGCAACGAAAUUGAUAGAUGCCAACUGCUACCAAUUACCUGACUCUUGUAUGGUUAAAAAAGAACAAUUAGUUGCUAGACCAAAGAAAAGAAGUAAUACUAGUACAUCAAAUCAAGAAAGAAGGAUAGUAACUGUUUCUUGUCCAAAGUUGAUUGACAUUCUUGUACAUAGUCCCAGUACUCAGACAACAGAACAGCAGAAAGCACAGAAUAAUUCCCAAGGCCAGUCAUCAGACACAAGUGCAAACAGAGUUAAACAAGCACAGAAUUUGCCAGCUGCUUCUACUGGUAGGAGGAGACAUAGAUGGGUAUCAGAAAGGGAAGAUUCUGAACCAGAUAUAAUAGCCAUUGAGCUAGAUGCUGACAAUGAUGAUGAUGUUAUAGGUGUAGAGGUUGGAACCAACGGUGCUGAUGAUGUUAUAUCUGUAGAGGUUGAUGCUGACAGAAUUUCAUUUGAGUAUGAAGUCUGUUCAGAUGAGGAUGAUAUCAUAUCCAGCACAGCCAGUGUUUCAGGAAUCUCAGAUACUAAUGUAGUGAUAAUAUGUGGUGAUAGUGAUAUGGAAUUUUGGGGUGAUUCUGAUUCAAGUGAUUCAGAAUUAUCAGAUGGGGAUAAAUGGACGUGCACAGAAUGUGAUACGAAAAACUCUCCUUUACAUGGUCAUUGUGGACAUUGUAAAAAAGUGCGUCCAAACUGGCUACCAGAGACUACACGAAAGAGGCGGUUGGAAAGAAUGAAUUCAAAAGACCAGGCACUUUUGUCUUCUUCCGAAUGCAGUGAUAUUUCUCAUAUCCCUUCAAAAUUUCGUCGCUCUUCUAGAGACCGUCUUACAUCGAUAGAAUUGGAAUCUGACAAGGACUUAAUAGUGGAUGAAGAGGACUCAGGAAUUAGCACCGUGUCUAGUCAGCAAUCUAGUCAAGAAAAUUUAGCCGACAAUAAACUGAAAUCCUAUUCUACGUUGAUAGAAAAUUCAUCCACGUUAGGAACGUAUAGAACUUUGCUAAACUUUCAAUCUACAGACUCAGCAAAAAAUAAAGAUGAACUGUCAGUAUCAGAUAAAAUGGAUAUUUCUGGCAAACUGCAAAAAGAAUCGAAGCAGCAAAAAUCUGAUAAAAUUUCUAACAAUAAGGAAUUGGGAAAUUCUCAAUCACAACUUGGUCAGUGCUGUAUUUGUUUCAGCCGGCCUAAAACUGCCAGCAUUAUUCAUGGCUGCACUGGACAUCAAGUGUGCUGUUAUAGAUGUGCCAAGCGACUGAAAAGACUUGCAAAACCAUGCCCUCUCUGUAGACGACCUAUUCAAAAGGUCAUUAAAAAUUAUUUUGCUUAAAUAUUCGUAUACUGAUUACAGGACAUAUUGUUAAUUUUCUUCUUUUUUGUUUUGUAAAUUGCACUGUCAUGACUGAAUUAUUAGCAAGUGAUCAAGUUUACUAAAACUGAUAGAAUAAAACUUUGACUUAAUUUGAAUUCGUUAUCUGCUUCUUAGGCUUCAGUAAACUUGCCAAUGAAAUGAUUAAAAAAAAGUUUUGAAUUUUCAAUAUUUUAAGUCAUUGGAAACAACCGUCCAGGUAUUUUUAAAGUUCAUUAAAGCCACAAUUUUUUAUAAUGGAAUUUUCAAACUAUUUAAUAAAUGUAUAUCUAAAUAAGACAAUCGUCUCAAACCAAUUUAAUGUCGGAAGAGGCCUGUGGUUUUGAAUGGCCUUUAGGGCUAUGAUAUUAGUAUGGUUAUCUAUGUAAGCAUUGUAGUACAUCAUUUGUUAAAAUCUCAGCAUUUUGUUUUGAUAAAUUAAAUUAUGCCAUUGUUUGUAUAUGUAAAUCAAUUAUUUAUUUUUUUUUACCAUAUAACUCACCUAUUUAUCAUGUUUAUGUUCACUGGUUUUUAUUAUUUAUUUUCAUGUACUGUUAUCUAAUUUAAGUACUAAUCAUAUUUAUUUUUGUGUCUUCACAUGGCAGCUAUUAUUGGAUCAUAUUUUUAGCAAUCUCUAUCAAUUAAUACAUGAAUGAUUGAAACAUUAAUCUAAUUCAUAAUUAUCAUAUUAGUUAUUGUAAAUGUUUUCUCUCAAAUUACUGCAAAGACAAAUUGUUCAACACUGUAGCUUCCAUUGGGUAUGCAUGUUUUAUUAACAAUUUCUAUCAUUUCAAUUUUAACUUUAUAAAUACCAUAAAUAUUUGCAGAGAUAUAUGUACUCACAUCAAUUUCAAAGUUUAAUGUACAAUUUAACCAAAGUAUUAUUUAUUGCAUAUAAUUCAAAAACUUCUACAAAGUAAUGUUCGAAUUUUAUUCUUAUUUUUACUGGAAAACUUAUAGGGACCUUUCUUUUUUGCUGCAAUUACUACCAAAGGUGCUAUUAAAUAUAACUUGGGGAAAAGCAUUUGAAGUAUAAAAAAUAAGAUAUGUUAGGUAACACUAAACACAAGUAUUUUUAUGCCCCCGCCAUAGCAUUAGGUUUUACCCUUGUCCUUCUGUACAUAUGUCCGUACAUCCAUACUUUUGAAUUUGUAUGCCCCGAAAUUGGUUUCCGCUCUCCAACUUUAGUUUGCCUCUACCAAAUGGUAUGAAUCUUGUACACAAUGCUUAAUACCACAAAACACAGAUCAAAUUUGAAUUUUGGUGUCGUCACUUUUUCCGCUCUAGAGUUAUGACCUUUACAAAUAGAAAAAAUUGCUGAAUUUUUCAUUUCCAUUCUCUAACUUAAGUUUGCCUCGCCCAAAUGUUAUGAAACUUAUACACAAUGCUUAUUACCUCAAAACUCUGAUGAAGUACGAAUUUGGGUAGCGUCACUUUUACUGUUCUUGAGUUAUGUUCCUUUAUCGUGUUAUAUGCAAGCGGGGGCAUCAUCUGUGUCCCAUGGACACAUACCCCAUUUAUUUUCUUUUAAACUAAUAUUUAUAUACAUUCCCUCAAACAAUAAUCAUUCAACACACUUCAUGCCAGGGAAGUGAUACCUAGUAAGUUUUAGUUGGUUAUUUGAAUUAAGUUACAGGUUGUUAUUGGUAGAUUUUAGAUAUCGAUGUUAAAUUGGCAUAAGGUUAGAAAUACUCAAUUAUUUGCAAUGGAUUUUUCACAGGGUUCUGGUUUAUUUCAAAAGAAGAAUUAGCAAACUAUAAAAAAAUGGGUAGCAGUCCUGUUACUAGAAAUGUCGGCCUUUUAUUGCAGUGGGAAAAAAAGGAUAUGGUUAUGAGGCAAAAAUUGACCUGAAAUGCAGUUGUUUCGGAAGCUUCCAAUUUCAGCACUUAAUGGAAAAGGCAAAUUUUGAAUGGUUCCUUUGUUUAUACAAUUUUCAACAUUUUAAAUAAUAUGGAUUUAAUUUUCCAAAAUUUUUAAACUUAAAUGGGUAAGCUUUCAAACAGAAGAGAUUCCAACCCUGCAUCAUCCAAUCAGGAGUCCGAGGGUUGACUGUAAAAUGUGUAAACAACUAAUUGGGCUAAUGUAACCAUAAACCCAUUCAACCUUUCUGCAGUUUUGUGAUCUAAGGGAGACAAUUUAGGUCUCUUAAUAUUAUAUAUUAAGCUCAUUACAACAGUAUCGAGGAUAGGGUAUACCAUAACAAUUUAAAUUACUUUUAUAAACACUUUGUUUUCUUAUACAUGAUUUUGUUUCACAUAAUUUUAUUGAAAUUACCGUAUUUAUAGGAAACGUCAUUUGUCUCCUUGAAUACAGACCAAGUCAGCAAAUAUCCAAAUCAAAGAGGAGAUAUCCCUUUGGUAAAUUAUUUUGGAGGACGAUUUGUUGUUGAGCCUCAGCUCAAACAAGUUUGAGUCAGGUCCAAAACCUGUCCCAGGCCUUUUUAUACGACCGCAAAAAAAUUUUGCGGUCGUAUAUUGGUAUGACGUUGGCGUUGUCGUCGUCUGAAGACACAUUGGUUUUCGCACUCUUACUUUAGUUUAAGUGAAUGGAUCUCUAUGAAAUUUUAACAUAAGGUUCAAUACCACAAAAAGAAGGGGUAUUGGUACCUCCAGGUAAGGAAUUAGGGGCCAAAAAUAAGCAUUUUUGUAACUUCCAGACAUAACUUGUGUGUUAGUGUAUGGAUCUCUCUGACAUUGUACCACAAGGUUCCAUAUCACAAAGGGAAUGCUGGGAUUGAUUUUGGGGGUAAUUGCCUCAAAAUUUAAUGAAUAAGGGGCCAAAAAAGGGGCAAAAAACAAGCAUUUUUCUAGUUUCAUGACAAUAACUUGUGUGUAAGUGUAUGGAUCUUUCUGAAAUUGUACUACAAGGUUCCAUAUCACAAAGGGAAAGCUAUAAUUGAGUUUGGGGGUAUUGCCCAAAACGUUUAGGAAUAAGGGGCCAAAAAUAAGCAUUUUUCUAGUUUCCAGACAAUAACCUGUGUUCAAGUGUAUGGAUCUCUCUGAAAUUGUACUGCAAGGUACCAUACCACAAAGGGAAGGCUGGAUUGAUUUUGGGGGUAAUUGCCUCAAAAUUUUAGGAAUUAGGGGCCAAAAAGGGGCAAAAAUCAAGCAUUUUUCUAGUUUCAUGACAAUAACUUUUGUUUAAGUGUAUGGAUCUCUAUGAAAUUGUACUACAAGGUUCCAUAUCACUAAGGGAAAGCUGGGUUUGAGUUUGGGGUAAUUGCCAUAAACUUUUAAGAAUUUUGGGCCAAAAAGGGCCUAAAAACAAGCAUUUUUCUAGUUUCCAGACAAUAACUUGUGUUCAAGUGUAUGGAUCUCUGUGAAAUUGUACUGCAAGGUACCCUACCACAAAGGGAAGGCUGGGAUUGAUUUUGGGGGUAAUUGCCUCAAAAUUUUAGGAAUUAGGGGCCAAAAAGGGGAAAAAACAAGCAUUUUUCUAGUUUCAGGACAAUAACUUGUGUGUAAGUGUAUGGAACUUUAUGAAAUUGUACUACAAGGUUCCUUAUCACAAAGGGAAAGCUGGGUUUGAGUUUGGGGGUAUUUGCCCAAAACGUUAAAGAAUUUGGGGCCAAAAAGGGGCCUAAAAACAAGCAUUUUUCUAGUUUCCAGACAAUAACCUGUGUUCAAAUGUAUGGAUCUCUCUGAAAUUGUACUGCAAGGUACCAUACCACAAAGGGAAGGCUGGGAUUGAGUUCGGGGUUGAUGAAUCAUAAGGGGGUUAAAAAAUUUGGGGGAGGGAUUUUUUUUUUCCUUUUUUUCAUUUUUUUUCUUUAAAAUUUUCAAUUUUAAAUUGGUUAUUUCUGAUUAUAUAUAAAAGCAAAUAAUAAUGAUAUGGUUUGAAUAGGUAAAUUAAAUUUUUUUAAGUUCUUAGACUUCAUUCAUUCUGUGUCAGAAACCUAUGCUGUGUCAAAUAUUUAAUCACAAUCCAAAUUCAGUGCUGUAUUAAGCUUGAAUGUUGUGUCCAUACUUGCCCCAACUGUUCAGGGUUCGACCUCUGCGGUCGUAUCAAGCUGCGCCAAGCGGAGCAUUUUAUUGCUUUUUUUUUUUUGCAAUAGUCCUCCAGGACCUCUCUUCUUUUAUACAUUGAAGCUUUAUACAGGACCUAUGACUUUCUUAAGAAGAACCUUUCACUUAAAUGAAAAUCCAAACGAGCCUGGACCUUUUUUGCCUAAAACAAAAUUUGAUUCAUGUUGUUUUCAUAAUAUUAAACCUAGUUCAUGGUGUUAAAUAGUUGAAACAAAUACUUGAAUGAAUACAAUCCUUAAUGGAUAAAUCACUUAAAACCACAUAUCAGAUGUCUAAGUAAAUCCAUGUUUUAUUACUUGUCAAUUAUUAUUUUAUUGGAUAAAAAAAACUUAUAAUGAUGUUAUGGUGAAAGAGAGUGAUUUUGUUGGCUAGUGGGAGGUUUUACCUCCCAGUCAGCAUGGUCAGGCUACUAUGCUUCAAAAGGGGGUUUCUAAAUUUUUGAACAAAAAUAUUGUGAACUCCAAACAAUAUUUGAGACUUAACCCGUAUGAUAUAGGACAUCAGUUAUAGUGAUUAAAGUUUGUUGUUUGUGAUAGAC
Messenger RNA from Mytilus californianus (California mussel), 6408 nucleotides. Its product is annotated as E3 ubiquitin-protein ligase Mdm2-like. The record is from RefSeq and is a predicted model, not a curated record. Gene Ontology annotation, biological process: regulation of cell cycle; negative regulation of apoptotic process. NCBI's taxonomy places the organism in Eukaryota, Metazoa, Mollusca, Bivalvia, Mytilida, Mytilidae. Gene Ontology annotation, cellular component: nucleus. Bases 82 to 1827 code for a protein of 581 amino acids. Gene Ontology annotation, molecular function: ubiquitin protein ligase activity. The transcript is spliced from 10 exons.